Messenger RNA from Scophthalmus maximus (turbot), 3332 nucleotides. RefSeq names its product dihydropyrimidinase-related protein 5. Gene Ontology annotation, cellular component: cytoplasm; cytosol. The transcript has 14 exons. The coding region runs from base 160 to 1863 and encodes 567 amino acids. Gene Ontology annotation, molecular function: hydrolase activity, acting on carbon-nitrogen (but not peptide) bonds, in cyclic amides. The record is from RefSeq and is a predicted model, not a curated record. NCBI's taxonomy places the organism in Eukaryota, Metazoa, Chordata, Actinopteri, Pleuronectiformes, Scophthalmidae.
GCCCUCUGAUUGGCCGACGCCGGCUGGUCGGCGAAGCAGCAUCUUGCAGCUCGCGCUGUGCCAGCUGUCCUCGCGCACUCGGCUGCUGCUGGGCAACGGAGAGCGACGGUGUCCGGCUGGGGACGAUUCUGGAAACGGGAAGGAAAAUAAAAAAGGACUAUGGCUGCCAACAUGGGGUCCAUGCGUAUCCUCAUCAAGGGAGGGAAGGUGGUGAAUGACGAUUUCACCCAUGAAGCGGACGUCUACAUUGAGAAUGGCAUCAUUCAGCAGGUUGGAAAAGAACUGAUGAUUCCGGGCGGGGCGAAGGUAAUUGACGCGUCCGGAAAGCUGGUGCUGCCGGGCGGAAUUGACACCAGCGUGCAUCUGCAGCAAACCUUCAUGAACGCCAGCAUCCAGGACGACUUCUACAGUGGGACCAAGGCGGCCCUGAUGGGUGGCACCACCAUGGUGAUGGCCCUGGCCCUGCCUGAGCAGCACUGCUCCCUGCUGGACGCCUACGAGAACUGCCGAGCUCUGGCGGACGCCAAGGCGUGCUGCGACUACGCCCUGCACGUCGGCGUGACCUGGUGGGGACCAAAGGUGCGUAACGAGAUGGAGACCCUGGUGAGGGAGCACGGGGUGAACUCCUUCCAGAUGUACAUGGCCUACAAAGACAUGAUGAUGCUGAGAGACUCGGAGCUCUACCAGACGCUGCAAACCUGCAAGGACAUCGGCGCCAUCGCACGCGUCCACGCCGAGAACGGGGAGCUGGUGGCGGAGGGUGCCAAAGAGGCUCUGGAUCUGGGCAUCAGUGGACCAGAGGGCAUCGAGAUCAGUCGACCAGAGGAGUUGGAGUCUGAGGCGACCCACCGAGCCGUCACCAUCGCCAACAGGGCCCGCUGCCCGAUCUACCUGGUGAAUGUGUCCAGCGUGGCUGCCGGAGACAUGAUUGCUGCUGCUAAGAUACAAGGUAAGGUGGUUCAUGCAGAGACCACAGUGGCUCACGCGGUGCUGAACGGGAUGCAGUACUACCACCAGGACUGGGCUCACGCCGCCGCCCACGUCAUCGUCCCUCCUCUCCGCCUCGACCCCAACACACCCAGCUACCUCAUGGGCCUGCUGGCCAAUGACUCUCUGAGCGUGGUGGCUUCAGAGCACCGUCCAUUUAGCACCAAGCAGAGAGCGCUGGGCAAAGAGGACUUCACCAAGAUCCCCCAUGGGGUGGCUGGAGUCCAGGACAGGAUGAGCGUCAUCUGGGAGAGGGGAGUGGUCACGGGAAAGAUGGAUGAGAAUCGUUUCGUGGCAGUGACGAGCUCAAACGCCGCCAAGAUUUACAACCUGUACCCGCGCAAGGGCCGCAUCAUCGUCGGAGCCGACGCCGACGUGGUGGUCUGGGAUCCAGACGCAGCGAGGACGAUCUCCGUGAGCACGCAGGUGCAGGGCGGAGACUUCAACCUGUACGAGGGCAUGCGCUGCCACGGCGUUCCCCUGGUCACCAUCAGCCGCGGACGGCUGGUGUGCGAGAACGGUGUGUUCAUGUGCGCCGAGGGAUCUGGGAAGUUCUACGCGCAGCGCACUUUCCCUGACUACCUCUACAAGAAGAUGGUGCAGCGAGAAAAGACUCAGUCUUACAAAGGAGUUGACAGGGAUCCGUACUCCGGCGACGUGGCCAAGGUGGCGAACACUCUGAAGAAGGAGCUCGGUUUGGGCCCGAUAGAUGGAGACGCGUCCAACAAGUCGUGUCCUCGGGCGCACCAGGGGGUCCGAGACCUCCACGAGUCGUCCUUCAGCCUCUCGGGGUCGCAGGUCGACGACCACAUCCCGAAGAGGUCCUCAGCUCGGAUCCUGGCCCCUCCCGGCGGCCGCUCCAGCGGUAUCUGGUAAAUCGCUGAUGCCGAUGACCUCGUAACCGUCCGAGCCUCCUGUGUUUUGUAUAUUUUUGAGCAACCAGGAAAAACUGCACUGAUUUUUUUAAUCGCAGAAUUUGCGUUGAGGGGCGGAAAAUAAAAUCCCAGCACCCAAGUGACCAUUUGUGAUUUGCCAAAGUGACAAAUCUAAUUUGUGUCUCAAUUGGAGCGACUGAUCUGAUAAAUUACACGAGAGUGAAGGGCUACAAUAUGAAUUUAAAUGUUUUUGCCAAAUUCAACCUGACCAUACGAACGCUGAUAAAGUCUGCUCAUCAUCACCCUGCUCGUAUCCCGUGACGAAAAAAAACAAAACAACGAAACAAGCUGUGAAAGAUCAAAACCAGUACAGUUUUUGAUGGUUUCAACUGAAGUGAUGUCGACCGAAUUAUAAAAAAUAAAAAAAAACUGUAGAACUUGAUUCAGUGACAUAUCUAUUAUACCCCCCAUCACACACACACACACAAGCAUACAGUUCACUGUUAGACACCAUAGCUUUAGACUCAUAAUGACGACGAUGUGUGUGGAUUCUGUUUGUGUUGAAACCGCCCCGCCGCGCUCGGCUUCCUGCCGCCAAACCGUGGGUUUCCUCCUCUAACAGUGUUUGUGUUUCCAAUGGACGAACCGACCGUGUGUGGUGAUGAAAUCCGACUGCUCUGAACACAUUUCACUCUCUUAUUAGACCACAACCCAUCCUUACACUCCACAUCCCAUCCUUACACUCCACUGCCUCUCGACUGAAACCGCACAUUUUUCCAGAAACUUCCCACAGUCUCACCUGCGACGCAGCAGGACCUGGAGACCUGUGGGGUUUACUGUACCUCUCAGGUCCCACAACAGCUAAAUGUGGUGCACUGCUGUCAUGGAAACGUCAUCUCCGUGGUGCUAAAACCCUGAGGAGUUCAGGAAGUCAGAAGUUCAGUGUCUUUUGUUUGGGAAAAAUAAAAUGGGAAAUGUUGUAAGAGCGGCUGUUGUCUCCUCGGAGCAGGAAGGUUGAGCUGCACAGGCUGAAGAGAAAAACCACUGGUCUCAUUCCUGCCUCACAGUAUUAUAUUUAUACACGUCUCCUUGCCUGUGUACUAUAUAUAUAUAUAGGAUGUUUGUUUUCAUUUUUAGUUGAAAGAAUACAAUGUGCCAAUGUGAAUCACCCGUGCCACACGACACCCAUUGCAUGAAGAGCACCGCGUGGAGACGGAGGAUUUGUAGUCUCCCCCUGAACGACACAGGUUCACAACAACUGGUGCUGUUUUUGUUUUUUUAACGAUAACCCGCAACAGCGUUAUUUUAUUGUUGGAUGGAUUUGUUGUUUUGAAGGCACCGUUAGCGGUCAGUGGCUGUGUGUGUUUGUAGACUCUUGUUGUGUUGGACAGUGAACCUGUUGAAUCUGUAAGUGGCUGCUUGUUUCUUACCACAAGAAUAACUGCAAAGAAUAAAGUGAAAACAAAACCA